Gavialis gangeticus (Gharial) is the source of this 1759-nucleotide messenger RNA. Its product is annotated as protein HEXIM1-like. Gene Ontology annotation, molecular function: cyclin-dependent protein serine/threonine kinase inhibitor activity; 7SK snRNA binding. The transcript has a single exon. Bases 444 to 1469 code for a protein of 341 amino acids. Gene Ontology annotation, biological process: negative regulation of cyclin-dependent protein serine/threonine kinase activity; negative regulation of transcription by RNA polymerase II. Gene Ontology annotation, cellular component: nucleus; nucleoplasm; cytoplasm. The record is from RefSeq and is a predicted model, not a curated record. NCBI's taxonomy places the organism in Eukaryota, Metazoa, Chordata, Crocodylia, Gavialidae.
GGAGCAGCAGUUGAGAGCUGGCGGUGCUGGGAGCGGGCAGCUGAGCUCGAGCUGGGAAGGGAGGGGCCGGGCGCAAAAGCCGGAGGGUGUGAUGAGCGCGUCAGGUCUCUGCACGGCUCGGCACAGGCGCUGGGCAGCUUAGAGGCGCUGCAGCUGCCCUGCUCGGGGCGGGACUUGGCGGAAUUAACCCCUUCGUGGUUCCGGACACUUUUAACCCCUUGGGGCCUGGAGUGGACGGUUUAACCCCUUGGCGGCUGGAGCGUGUCGGCGGCCCGGCCCGGACGGACGGACUGAUCCGGCCCCAGGCGGAGCUCCCCCGCGCCCCAUCUCUCCCCGAUGUGCGGGCCUGGGGCCGCUGUUGCGAGGAGCCGAGAAGAGGCGAGUGCCUGCCCCUGAGCCCUCCCGGCGGCGGCAGCAGCGAACUGGAGGAGCCCAGCCCGGCCAUGGCUGAGCCCGAGCCCGACCUCGGCCCGGAGCGCUGCGAAACUUCUCCGUCCAAGUGUGCAGGUGGCGCGGGCGGAGAGGAGCACUUGGCGGAGCCGGCCCCCGCCGCCGCGGGGCUGCGCCAGGACGAGGACAGUAGGUGGCAACCGAGAGAAGUGCAGCAAGAGGAGGAGGAGGAGCAGGAGCAGGGGGUGUGUCCGGGGGCCGAGCAGGCCCCUGCCCCGCCGACCGAGGCGGGCCAGGACUCGCCCUGCCUGGAGGGUGGCACUGCCGAGGCAGAGGGCGGGGAGAGCCACCCCCAGCCAUGCCAGCGGGGCUGUGGCGGGCAGCGCUGCCGAGCUGCUGUGGGAGGUGGGCAGGAGGCCUGGCCGCAGCAGCGCCAGCUGGGCAAGAAGAAGCACCGCCGGCGGCCAUCCAAGAAGAAGCGGCACUGGAAGCCUUACUCCAAGUUGAGCUGGGAGGAGAAGCGCAAGUUUGACGAGAAGCAGAGCCUGCGGGCCUCACGCCUCCGUGCUGAGAUGUUCGCCAAGGGGCAGCCUGUGGCACCCUACAACACCACACAGUUCCUCAUGGAGGACCAUGACCAGGAGGAGCCUGACCUCAAGACUGAGUUUUACCCACGGCGGGUGGCCACCAAGUCAGACACCAGCGAGGAGGACUUCAUGGAGGAGGGCGCCGAUGAGGACGGUGGCAGUGAUGGCAUGGGUGGGGAUGGCAGCGAGUUCCUGCAGCGGGACUUCUCCGAGACCUAUGAGCGGUACCAUGUGGAGAGCCUGCAGAACAUGAGCAAGCAGGAGCUGAUCAAGGAGUACCUGGAGCUGGAAAAAUGCCUCUCCCGGAUGGAGGAUGAGAACAACCGGCUGAGGAUGGAGAGCAAAAAGUAUGGGGGGGACUCGGCUGAGGACACUAGGGUAAGAGACCUGGAGCUGGAACUGGACAGGUUGAGAGCCGAGAACCUGAAGCUGUUGAAAGAGAAUGAACUUCACAGACAGCAGGAGACCCCCCUCCCACAGUUCGGGGAGUGAGAGAGACUCAGCUGGGGCUGGGGGGGUGGGGGGGAGGAGGACUUUUUACAGUGUUGGAAUGUAACAUUAUAUACAUAUGUGUAUAUACAAGACAGCGGACCGUUUUUAUGAUGCAUAAACAGAAUAAACCACAGCCUUGUAUUGUUUUGAAGAUAUAGCUAUAGCUUAGUGUGCGUUCUGUUCUUAAUCAUGUGCAACGGAGAUUUCCCUUCUCUGUUUUUUUUCUUUUAAAAUGAUUGUGACUGGGGUGAGGGGGGGGUUGAUGUGUUAAGUAAAACUUGACUCAACUU